AUGGCCGUGCAAGAGGAAUAUCGAUCGAUACGAAUUUAUACAGGUCAUCUUUCCGUCGUACAUCCAAACUCAGGCAUGUCGCCACGUCUUCUUCGUUCAAAAGUGCGUCGUGAUUGUCAAGAUAUUGAUGAGCGAAUUUCGCAUGGCACAGAUCCUAAACGAACAUCCAUUGAUUUAUAUAAUAAUGUCAAAGGUUCGAAAGAAAUACGAAUGGAACUUGUUGCUUGGGUAGCUGUAGGUGUCUGUAAAUUAGAAGGUAGUUUUGCUCGAGAUUGGAUCGUUGGAAACUAUACAGCACGACCAGCUAUUGAAAAUCCAAAUGAUUGA
Rotaria socialis is the source of this 327-nucleotide messenger RNA. Lineage: Eukaryota; Metazoa; Rotifera; Eurotatoria; Philodinida; Philodinidae. The record is from the annotation of a GenBank genome assembly.